Messenger RNA from Aureobasidium vineae, 1892 nucleotides. The record is from the annotation of a GenBank genome assembly. NCBI's taxonomy places the organism in Eukaryota, Fungi, Ascomycota, Dothideomycetes, Dothideales, Saccotheciaceae.
GCACAGCAAGCCCCGACUUCGCCAUGAUUGGCAUUACAUCCUUUACCGGUCUCGUUACCAUUUUUGGCCUGGCAAAUGCACAAUCGACCAUUCCCUCAUCUAGCCUGUGCCCUGCCGCCAAUGGCCGCACUAUCUAUGACAGUAACGGAGCCGGAUAUCUGGUGACAUGCUCUGCGGAUAAUGACCGAGGCUCUUACACCAAUACGCAAGCUUCGAACAGUUAUCUGGAUUGUAUGACCGCAUGUGAUGCUGACAGUCUUUGUGCUGGCUUUACCUACGUUGUGGAAAUGGAGGGAGCUCCGGAGGGUCAUUCAGAGAUGACAACAUAUCCUUCGAGGGCUUCCAACAUCAUCUCCGCUCUCAGGGUCUCUAAUGCUACCAACCAGCCUGAUGUAUCGAGCCCUACAACUGUUCUGAGUAGCAUCGUUUCUAGCUUUCUCAGUUCUUCCUCUACGUCUGCUACUCCAUCAGCUUCAUCGGUGGCAUCCGCUGAGCUCUGUCCGUCAUACAACUUCACAGCUUACGCGGACAAUGAGGAUAAUAACUGGCAGGUCUUGUGCGGUUUCGAUGCUUCUCCGUCGUCUUUCAACGUGGUUGAUGUGUCUAGUUUCGCAGACUGCCUGGAAGCAUGCAACGCCGAGGACGGAUGUGUUGCCGUGUCGUACUUUGGCACCGCCUGUUACUUCAAGAAUGGUUAUGAAGAAUUGGUUCCUUCGAAGAACAUCAACAGCGCAUUCAUCAUAAAUCAAGCCAACUACCCAGUGCCCUCCAGAAGCGAGGUAUAUGCUGGAUGUGGUUGUGGAUCGCUUUUGCCAGCUGGUCAAGUCCCAGGAGGACCCACUACUCAGUCUUUCAUCAACUCUGCUGGCCUUAAGCGUUCGUUCAGUGUUCAUGUACCAUCCUCGUACGACACUAACAGCGCAGCUCCCUUGGUCUUUGCUUUUCAUGGUCGCAGCGAGACGCCUGCGAAUAUCGAAGGAUACUCUGGCUUCUCCAACGAAGCUUUAAACCCGUAUGGCAUUGUCGCAAAUGAUUCGGGCUACCCAGAGUGGCAAAGUGAUCCAGAUACCGUUGAUCGAACUCCUUAUGUCGACGAUCAGACAUUCGUACAAGAUCUUCUCCUGUACAUGACAUCAAAUUACUGUAUCGACACUAGUCGCAUCCUUGCCAGUGGUUUCUCUAAUGGCGGAGGCCUUGUAGGAGUGCUGGCCUGCAAUCCUUCUCUAUCAAACCAGUUCAGUGCCUUUGCUAUUAACGCUGGUGCUCAAUACACUAAUGAUAGCAAUACUGCUGGCUGUCCUCGGUCUGGUGGUGUUCCCUCGACUAUUCUGACCAACACUCUGGUACAGCCUGUGUGUUCCNCCAGCAGAAGAAACGUCCCAAUCCUGGAGUUCCAUGAUGAUGCUGACGGCACGAUUUCAUAUAAUGGAGGACCCCGUCGUGGUUAUUGUCUUCCUACGGUUCCUCACUGGAUAUCUGACUGGUCGGUCCGAAAUGGCAUGUCUAAUGUCAGCGUUGUCACACCUCUGUCAAACGGCCAAGUCACCAAGUACGAGUAUGGAGCGGGUGACAACCAAGGCAUCGUCGCCCAUUAUAAGAUCGCUGGCUGGAAUCAUGCUUGGGCGAGUACAGCACUUGGCGCACCAAUAGAUUCCACUCCCAUCAUUUUGGAGUUUUUCUAUCGGUUCACAAACCCUAACGCGCUACGGUUCAUUCCUGCACCACCAAGUCCGCCAGCAGUAUCAAGCUCACCUCCGGUAACCGCGACUGGAUCACCUUCAGCUGCAAUCCCCACCGCUUUUGCAAACUCGUCGUUGCCAUUCAACACUGUAUCGAGUGAUGUGCCCUCACCACAGCACUUAUUUCGUUGCCUCUUAAUGCUUCCAUAUCAU